AUGGAAUAUUAUAACUGGGCAAUACCUGGGAGAAACUCCCGUGCUCAAACUCAACAAAGGAAAACACUAAGAAAGCCACCGGCACCAGAUGUACCAGUCGCACUGCCAUCAGCACCAGUUGAAUUAAGUGAUGUGAAUACAGAAUUUACCUCACUCCGUUUGUUACGCACAAGUUUACUGUUUCAAACGAAAGAAUUUUUUAAUCAUUCAACUCUUCAUGGUGUCCGUUAUAUUGCGGAGGUCAAUAGGCCAGCCAGCGAACGUCUUAUGUGGUUUUGCUUUACUAUCGUGGGUCUCAUAAGUGCAUUUGUUAUAAUUGGCAGCCUAUGGGAAAAAUUUCAGACCAAUCCAACAAUAACGGGAUUGGAUAUGGACGUGCAUAAUUCUCAGUUGGUAUUCCCGACAAUUGUUCUGUGUCCCAUGGAAUCAUAUGACUUAAACCGUUCAUAUGAGCUAGCAAACACCAAAUUAGGAAAUCACGAUGAGGAGGCGACCGAAGUGUUUCAACAAUUUUUAAUUUAUUUGCCUCAAUUGAGCUUUGAAAACAUGAAAAUCGAAUCUCAGCACGCAGAAAAUAUAACUGUUAAUGAAAAAUACAUAAAUGCAAUCGACAAAGAAUCAUUGAGAUCGUACGCUUUUGAGGUUGCUGUAUCCUGUAAAGACACCUUUGAUGUAUGCAAAUAUCGCGAUGAGGACAUUACGUGCUGUGAACAUUUUUUUCCUAUAUUCAGUGAACACGGUUUUUGUUUUGCAUUCAAUCCAAAGUACAUCGACACUCCUACUGGACAAGUCGCAAACGAAAAAUUCCACGAACUCUUUGAAACCGAUAAAAAAUGGGCAUUGCUUUUUACACCGAAGCGUGAAGCCAAAAUCUUUGUCCAUUCACAUUCGGAAAACUUUGGAUGGGAUUUUCGUCCGCACGUUAUAUGGGAGCCUGAUUUUGCGGCUGAGCUGCUGAUUUCAAUGAAACAAACCUAUACUACUGAAGAUGCCAGGCAACUGUCGAUUAGACAACGAAAAUGCAUUUUUCCCGACGAAAUGAAGCUGGAAUACUACUCGGGAGAGUACAUUUUCACCAGCUGUAUGAUGGAAUGUCGCAUCAAAAAAAGCAUAAAAUUCUGCGGUUGUGUUCCACCUUUCUAUCGCCAAAUCAAGAACUCAAAAUAUUGCACCGUAAAGGAUUUAAAAUGUCUCAGUCGAUUUGCUGAAAAUAUCACCGAUGUUCGUGACUGCAACCGAUGUGAAUUGAGCUGUGCAAACACCGUUUAUGAAAUUGAAAAAUUGAGCAAAACAACUGCGGACCCGUCCAAGCCUUUGGAUACUUUCGUUAACGUUGAAUAUUUGACUUGGCCAAUUAUCAGGUACAAACGUGAAGUUCUUUUCGGAUGGGUCGAUUUAUUGGUAUCAUUUGGUGGCAUUGCUGGACUAUUUCUUGGAUUUAGUUUACUAUCUGGAGUGGAAAUCAUCUAUUAUUUCAGCUUGCGUGCAUGUUGCAUGCUGUACAAGAAUCGAGGCGAGUUAUACGAGAUGGAAAAAAUCAAAAUGCAGGAAGAGCAACCGUAUAUUGACUUGUCAUUAAAAUUAAUGGACCGGUCAAGUUAUAAAGCCAACAAGGAUGCAUUGGCAUUGGCUAGGGUGCGUAAAAUUGAUGUAGCUGAAAUCAAUUCACGUGUUGGAAAUGAUCCAACUACUGCUGCCAGCGAUGAGUCUCUCAAUCAAUCUGCCAUGAAUCGUAUGCCGAUCCAGAUGGCUCAAUUUUCGCAGCAAAAUCAAGCCAUUCGAAAUUUGCAGGCAAAUCGUUUGGCAACGAGCUAUGAUUAUGCACAGGUCAACGGUCCAUUUUACAUGCCAUAAGAUGUAAAUCUCUCAACGACUACAAAAAAAUGCGUGUGUUUUCAUUCAGAUUUUCUAUAAAAAGACCUUUUAAAGU
Messenger RNA from Contarinia nasturtii (swede midge), 1930 nucleotides. It is a transcript of the gene ppk23, whose product is annotated as sodium channel protein Nach. Gene Ontology annotation, molecular function: ligand-gated sodium channel activity. Gene Ontology annotation, biological process: sodium ion transmembrane transport. Gene Ontology annotation, cellular component: membrane. Lineage: Eukaryota; Metazoa; Arthropoda; Insecta; Diptera; Cecidomyiidae. The record is from RefSeq and is a predicted model, not a curated record. The transcript is spliced from 11 exons. The coding region runs from base 1 to 1854 and encodes 617 amino acids.